AUGGCAAAGAAGGGUAAAAGAAAGAACAAGAGCAAGCAGUCUCAGAUUACUUCCAAUACAGGCACAAUAGCAGGAGACAAUACGUCAGUUAACCAGAAUGAGACAAUUAAUGAUCCCGCUGAGGUGACCGCAGAUGUAACUAAACCUGACGACUUGAAUACAGAGGAGGUUGCUGACCAUGAUACAACAGCUGAGAGAGCAGAUGAGGAUAAUUUGAAUACGUCAAUUACAGGGGAUGCUAGUGCAGUACCUGCUUCCGCGGGUGAUGUUCCAGAGGAAAUAUCCUCAAAUAUCGCUAACGAGGAGCAGGAACUCGAUUUGAAUACUUUGCCCAAUCUAAAAGUUGAUAGGGAAGUUAAUGAGGAUUUAUCAGCGAAAGAGGGUGGACAAAUUGAGGCUGAAGUGCCCACGAAUAAACUUGAAACAGAGAUCAAUGAAACCGUGGAAAGUAUUUCCCAAUUAAAGGAAAGCGAGAAGGGGAACAAAGUCCCAAGAUCACCACAUGCCGACCCAGAUAUAGCAACUGAUACCCAUGAUAAUGAUCUGAAUAAAGAUGCUCAAGACGGAAUUGUAAGUGGCACGACUGUGAAACAGGAUGUUGAAAUUGGGAAAAACGUUGACCAGUUGAAUGAAUCUCAGUCAGAUUUACACAUUGAUGACUUUGAUAUCACAAGCGAGGAUUUAAUUGAUGAGGAUAAUUUAAACAAGACUGGAAUAGACGAAAGCGGAAACGCUUUUUCAGAGGAACCGUUAGAGCUUGAGGUGACAAAGAAAAAUGUAGAAGACAUUGGCAAGUCAAAAGAGUCAGAUGCCGAAGAAGAAGUCGUACCCUCCCAGAAAAAUAUUGAAAAUUAUUCCCUGACUAGCCCCAAAAAGGAUAAGGACACCUCUCUUGGAUCUGUUGGAAUAGCAGCAGAAUCCACUCAGGACGAGCUUGAAGAGAUAGAUUUCAACUCCCAACCUGUUACAGAGGAGGAACCUAUUACCAAGGCCGACGAGGCAGAAAUUGCCGAUAAGGAAUCUCAUAAUGAAACCAAUUAUAGACCUGAAGAGGAAAGUGUAAAUAAUGUGGAGGAUGAUGCAAACAUAAAGAGUAAUGAGGAUAAUGAGUCAAAGUCCGUUUCUGGAGUUGUCGACCAUGACAGAGAAGAGACGCCAGAAAACUCUGCCCGUCCUACGCAAACUCUGAAUGAAGUUGACGCAGCACCACCACCACUUCCAGUUCGAAAUGACGAGGGGAGUAAGAACUUGGAGCCCGCGAUCGUCAGUCCGCCUCCCUUACCUAUGAGAAGUACUUCGACACCAAAACAGCCCUCAAAUGGGUUUAAACGUGACGGUGAACCGUCUGAUAAUGGUAUUCCCAAUGCCUGGACACCUGCAGCCUCUUUACUGGAGACGAAGACGCCAAUAAGUAACAGAAGCUUCGGUAACUUUGAGAAUUAUGCAACGCCCGCUCGUUCCAGAUUUAUCUCUACUUCCUCUAAUCAAAUGAGUCCGGUCGACCCUACUAUCGCUGAUGUUAAUCUUAUCGUUAAUAGGUUUCGUGUGGCAAGCGAACAAAUUGGAGACGUCAACCCAUCUGUGAGGGAAGGGAUAGAGGCGGGUCACUCUUUACUGAUAUCGUCUUAUACUCAAUUACUGUCUCACCACGACGAGGGAAGUAACGAGGAGCCAGUCGCUGUGGAGGACCUUGAGUUGAAGGAGCUAAGCACUACUGAUUGGACUUUUUGGACGGGUGUUGUCAACAAUUUUGCUACGGUAGCAAAUCAGAGCCCUGAUAAAUUGGAGGAGGAGAUCACGAGGGGUAUUCCGAGACGGAUUAGAGGUAUCAUCUGGCAACUAAUCGCUAGCUCUAAAUCGCAGGAAAUUGAGGAUUUGUAUCAGACUCUUUUCUCUACAGAGAGUUCACACGAGAGCAAUAUUAAGAGAGAUCUCCAACGGACAAAUUUUAUCCCACAGGAUAAAGUGGACUCGCUAUUCAAUAUAUUAAGGGUGUAUUCAAUUUUUGAUCCGGAUGUUGGAUACACACAGGGGAUGGCGUUUAUCGCGACCCCAUUAUUAUUAAACUGCAACUCAGAAGCGGAGGCCUUUGGACUACUGAUAGCUCUAAUGAAAAACUACAACGUGAGGAGUUUCUUUCUACCGGAGAUGCCGGGACUAAUGUUAAUGAUGUAUCAAUUUGACAGGUUGUUAGAGGAAAACGUUCCUACGCUGUCCAAUCAUUUGCAAAGAGAGGGGGUACGGUCCAGCAUGUACGCGACACAAUGGUUCCUGACGGUGUUUGCUUACAAGUUUCCUCUGGAGUUUGUGUUACGGAUAUUCGAUAUCAUCUUUUUCGAAGGUAUUGAAUCGCUGUUGAAGUUUGCUGUGAAUUUGAUGAUAAAGAACGAGGAGUCGCUAGUGACGCUACGGUUUGACAAGUUACUGACGUUUUUGAAAAAUGAACUGUUUGAGUACUACCUGCGGGAGCCGAGUGAUGCUGAAUCUGUUGUACAGACUGACCUCGAGGCGUCCGUGAAGGGGAUGUCGAGCGCGGAGGUGGUGUUGGACCACGGACACGCUUACGAGUACCAUGUAGACUUGUUUGUCCGGGAUGCGAUGAACGACGUGCACAUCACGCCAAUAUCGUUGAACAGGUACGCGUCAGAGUACGAGGACUUGCAUCAACUGGAACGGGUGAAGCAAGACGAGUUCGAGUCCCUGCGGGUGAAGAACUUCCAGUUGGAAAAGGAGGCGUCUAAGCUGAGCCACGAGUACGCGCUUCUUGACGAGGAGCAUAUAUCUAUAGCGAAGGAGCUUAUACAGUACCGGCUGGAUACCGAGACUUUGCUCGAUGAAAACAGGGACCUGACAAAGAACGUCGAAACAUUGGAGACGCAGCUGUCCGAUCUGAAGGCCAAACAGAGCGUUCCGAACCCUGAUGCGGCGCUGCCUGUGGACUUACGGGGGGACCUGGAGAGGACAAUGAAGCGGAACACGGAGGUGGUUGCCCUGAAUUCCCAGUUGCAGGACCGCAUCGACGAUUUGGAACACACCGUGAGGCGGCUAAUCUUCGAAAACAAGAAAUACGCGGGGAGACAAAAUGCUGUGGACCCCCCCGUGGGUGAUGCCACACAGACUGCCUCUACUACGGACGGGGGAGACCCCAGGGAGAGGACAAGCACCACAUCCACAUUAAGCAGUGGCUGGUCAGGUUUCAAGAAGGUCUUCAAGAAGUAG
Molecule: messenger RNA, 3219 nt
Organism: Huiozyma naganishii CBS 8797
Lineage: Eukaryota; Fungi; Ascomycota; Saccharomycetes; Saccharomycetales; Saccharomycetaceae
Gene: GYP5
Product: GTPase-activating protein GYP5
Exons: 1
Coding region: 1-3219 (1072 amino acids)
Source: RefSeq, a predicted model, not a curated record